AUUUCGUAAACGGUAAUCUGCAAUUCUAAUUUCUACACAGCACAAAAUCGCUCAUCGCUUCCAGUAUCCGAGCACCAAACAGGGUGGGAGAGAGAUCCAUAGAAAGUGAGAGAGAAAGAUGUUUCUGCGGAGGUUUGCUCGGCCAUCGUCAUUGAUGAUGAUGGCCAGGGUGAAGGAAACAACGGGGAUCGUCGGUCUCGAGGUGGUUCCUAAUGCAAGGGACGUGCUAAUUGGUCUUUACAACAAAACCCUAAACGAGAUCCAGCGUGUACCUGAGGACGAAGGCUAUCGGAAGGCCGUUGAGAGCUUCACGCGCCACCGAUUGAAGGUAUGCCAAGAGGAAGAAGAUUGGGAAGUCAUUGAGAAGCGACUUGGUUGUGGUCAAGUUGAGGAACUCAUUGAAGAAGCUCAGGAUGAGCUCAAACUCAUUGACAAAAUGAUCGAGUGGGACCCAUGGGGUGUACCCGAUGACUACGAAUGUGAAGUAGUUGAAAAUGACGCUCCUGUCCCUAAGCAUGUUCCACUACACCGACCUGGUCCACUUCCUGAGGAGUUUUACAAGACUCUGGAUGCUAUCAUGACUGGAAAAUUGGAGCCUCCUGCUAAAAAAGAUGAGUCAGCAAUCCCUGCAAGUUCCCAAUGAGCAACAAAUCAUGCUUCUUUCUUUCCGGGUUUGUUUCUAUUUAUAGAAAGCUGAAAUCUUUGCUAUUUUCAGAAUUAUUGUUCAUGUUUUGUCUGAAUAACUAAGUGUUUGGAGGCUAAUAAACACAGAUUUGGCUGGUGGUGUCCACUAUGUUUUCUGUAGGGGCUGUUUCUAUUUGAUUUAAUGGCUUAAUACUUAAUUUGGAUAGAA
Molecule: messenger RNA, 853 nt
Organism: Lactuca sativa (garden lettuce)
Lineage: Eukaryota; Viridiplantae; Streptophyta; Magnoliopsida; Asterales; Asteraceae
Product: putative NADH dehydrogenase [ubiquinone] 1 alpha subcomplex subunit 5, mitochondrial
Biological process (GO): respiratory electron transport chain
Cellular component (GO): respiratory chain complex I
Source: RefSeq, a predicted model, not a curated record